Molecule: messenger RNA, 1355 nt
Organism: Verruconis gallopava
Lineage: Eukaryota; Fungi; Ascomycota; Dothideomycetes; Venturiales; Sympoventuriaceae
Exons: 1
Coding region: 438-1316 (292 amino acids)
Source: RefSeq, a predicted model, not a curated record
AACGUAUCGGCCGCUUCCAACGCUGUACAUAACGUGAUAGACAUGCCCAACGCAAAAUGCCGUACGUGCCAGCUAUCACCAACCACGUUCGUUUCUUGAAAUGCAACGCGCAUCGUCCGUUCAGGAAUACAGCGCGGCUCGACUUGUUCUACCAGCUCAGACUUGUCCAGCGAGCCCUUCAGGGGCAUAGUCGCAUUAGCAGUUCCCGCGGAGAAUUUGGCGCGGAAUUAAUCAGCACGAAUAUUUCAUCCCAUGCAGAGACUGUGCGACACGUGUGUGAUUCUUGAGAUCUUCCGUGCAAUAGAACGCGAGGUAGUUAUCAAGUAUUCAGCGCGUGGUUCAGGCACUAAGUUGGACUUGAACUUAUGAUGUAAUGCCUGAUUACAAAAAUCAGCAGGGUCCUCCAUCGAUCAGUUUAACUCAAAACGCGUGGCCAAAUGGCUGUCACACGUAGUGCCAACAAGCAAACUCAUCUCGGAGGCGUCCCAGAACAGAAGUCCAAGACGAGAUCUCAAUCCAAGCAAAAACAUGAAGGGGACAAAUCAAAACGUAAAAGAACACUUGGCACGUCAGGUGACGGUGGCAUGUUAAGCCCUCCACCGUCGCCAACUCGAAAACGAAAGCUCCCUCCCAUAGAAGUCCAGAAUAAGACGAAAAAGGUCGCAAAGCGGGAGGCGGAGAGCGAGGAGGCAGGGCAACACCCACAGAAGGCCAUCAUCAUUAACCGUGCUCCGGUCUUACAUUUAUGGGCCGCCUCUGUGACGCAUUUCCUGCACCCGGAAUUGGAUUGGUCGACUUGUCUCAGCGCCGGCAAGGCAAUCAGCACGAUUUGUGCUGUUGCCAAAGGCCGAUCAAUAGGCGCGAUUGAUGAGCCUGAGGACACCGCAGAGCGCAAACGGAGAAAGGACGAGCAGAAGAAAAAAGAAGCGGAGCUUGACGUGCUAGAGAUUAUGCAGUUCAAGCUAAAGCACAAAGACGGCAAAGUGUACUUCGGUGGCAAGCCGCAAAGUGAUAGUGAAGGCGCGUUGAAGAUCAAAUUUGGUGAUGGCUACGAAGAUGUGAGGAGAGCGUUCGAUGAAGGGCUUCGGUCAUGGAAAGGUCACGAGGGUGAACUGAACAAAGCCGCAUUUACCAUGUACGAGAACUUUAGGCCAAGAGUUUCUAAAGGACAGAGAGGAUGGGGUAAAAGCGGCAAACUUGAUUUAGAUACUGUGAGCAAAACAAUCAGUAUGGGUUUAUCCUGCGACGGGUCUUUUUUCUUCUUUCCCUUUUGUUCUCCAUCUACCAUUCAAAUACAUACUAGUUUUAUACGAUGAACUGUUUGGUAGUGCAAAAAUGACUGUCCUUUGUCCGCG